This is a messenger RNA of Agrilus planipennis (emerald ash borer), 1467 nucleotides long. RefSeq names its product dehydrogenase/reductase SDR family member 7. The record is from RefSeq and is a predicted model, not a curated record. Gene Ontology annotation, molecular function: oxidoreductase activity. Lineage: Eukaryota; Metazoa; Arthropoda; Insecta; Coleoptera; Buprestidae. Bases 195 to 1193 code for a protein of 332 amino acids. The transcript has 7 exons.
CAAUCCAUAGUGCAUUACUUUAUUUUUACUGUCUGACAACGAGAAAGUAUUUUAAUGGGUCACUGACGAAGCAAAUAACUCGUCGAAGUUUCGUUUAGAGAUAAUAAUUUCUAUUUCAUUUACAUUUAUGUAGUAUCUACGUACAGAGACUUGCGUAAUGAUGUAUUUCUUUUAAAUAAAAAGAAAGACUAACAAUGCUUUUUACAAUAAUCGGAGUUGGUGUUUUUGCAUAUGGAAUUAUUUAUACGAUACUCGUUUGUUUAGCUGAUUGUGAUUUACAAUUAGCAUUUUUCGAACGGUUCGGUAAAAAAAUUCGGAAUUUAAAGGGAAAAGUCGUUUUUAUUACUGGGGCUUCUAGUGGAAUUGGUGAAGGAACGGCUCUUGCCCUAGCCAAAAAUGGGGUUAAAUUAGUACUUGCAGCCAGGAGAUUGGCGGAACUUGAAAGAGUUAAGCAAAAAUGUUUAGAAAUUUCGAAUGGAUUACUAACCAGUGAAGAUGUGCUAAUCCUUCAAAUGGACAUGUUGGAUAUUAAAUCUCAUCAAAAAUACUUCGAUCUCGCCGUCCAACAUUUUGGAAAUGUCGAUAUUCUGUUUAAUAACGCAGGUCGCUCCCAAAGGGCAACCUGGGAAAAUAUUGAAUUGGACAUUCAUAAACAACUUUUUGAAUUGAACGUUUUUUCGGUUGUAAAUUUGACUUCCAUUGCUGUUAGGUAUUUCAAUUCAAAAGGAUCAGGGCAUGUUGCUGUUACAUCCAGUUUAGCUGGUGUAGUAGGGGUGCCGUUUUCUGGUUCUUAUACUGGAUCCAAACAUGCUAUUCACGGAUUCUUUAACUCUUUGAGAACAGAAAAAACAGGAAAAAAUCUAACUGUAUCUAUCAUAUGCCCAGGUCCUGUCUUUACGAAUUUUUUAUCAGAAAGCUUCACAGAGACAGUAGGAAAGAAGUAUGGGAUCAGUGCAAAACCUACAGAUCGAAGACUGACAAUGGAAAGAUGUGGUGAACUUUGUGCCAUAACGCUAGCCAAUCAAUUGGACGAAAGUUGGAUGGCUCUGUUUCCACUUAUUCCAUUCACAUAUACAGCGGUAUACUUUCCGCUAAUUUUUAAAACCACUCUAAAGAUCGUGGGUGUUAAUACACUAUUCAAGUUAAGAGACAGUAGUGAUAUCCAGUUAAUGACUGAGGCUAAAAAGAACUGAGAUUUCUUCGUUUUUCUUAAUGGUGGUGGUUUUUAUCUACUGUGGAUGGCUAUUAAAUUUUUAGCUUUUGCAUAUACAUAUACAGCUUCUUUUCUAUUUUACUACUUUCUGUAUUUCCUUUUUAAAAUUAUCAUCUGAUUAUUUUCAAAAGUGUGGGGUGUAACUACAUAAGUACAAUUAAUUACAUUUUUGUAGGAAAAUAAUUUAUACUUCGACUGAAAUUGUAUACUUUGUAUUAACUUUUAUGAGAUGAGAUAUUAUAAUGACAUAAUUA